AAUAGAGAAAUUGGGUCAAAAUUUAGAUAGUUAUUGAUUUAAAUCCGUAAACCCUCAUUCAUUCCGAGUCAAGUUCUCUUUCAGUAUCCCUCUCUCAUUCGUAUUGUGUUUUCUAUUUGUUCUUUGUUUUCUCUUAUGAUCUCAUAGCAAGGCCCAUGUGAAUGUGAAAGUUGAUAAGUGGAGAAUUCUGGAGUUUUGUGGAGGCUUAGCAUUUUAACUUGGCAGGUUUAUAUUUUGAAAGAAAGAAUGACACUUUGAUAAUAGCUUCUUGGUUCUGUGCACUUGAAGCAAUUUGGAAUCAGGUUGUUUGGGGAUUUGUUUAGUGAUGGAGUGCAAUAGAGAAGAGGCAAUCAGGGCCAAGGGGAUGGCUGAGAGUAAGAUGCAAAACAAGGAUUUUGGUACUGCUCGUAAAAUUGCACUCAAAGCCCAACAGCUUUACAAAGAUUUGGAUAAUAUUUCCCAUAUGCUGAUGGUUUGUGAUGUGCAUUGUGCUGCUGAUAAGAAACUGCAUGGGAAUGAGAUGGACUGGUAUGGCAUCCUUCAGAUUGAGCAGACAGCUGAUGAGGUUACAAUCAAGAAGCAGUACAAGAAGUUUGCUCUCUUACUUCAUCCCGACAAAAAUAAGUGCCCUGGUGCAGAGGCUGCUUUCAAGUUGAUUGGUGAAGCUCAAAGGGUGCUUUUGGACAAAGAAAAAAGGUCCUUGCUUGACAUUAAACGAAAAGCUUUUGUAAGUAGACCAGCACCAACAUACAGGCCCCAGCACCAAAUGCAAAACAAUUACAGAAGCAACUUUAUGGGCUUCAAUUCCCAACACCAGUACAUGCAGCAGCUAGCGGCUCAAAAUGGCCGCAAAACUUUCUGGACAGCUUGUCCAUUUUGUAAUAUGAAGUACCAGUAUUAUGUGGAAGUUAUGAACAAGUCUCUUAUUUGUCAAAAUUGUACUAAGCCCUUUACUGCAUAUGAGAGGAGUAUGCAUGGGCCCCCAACAGCAACUAACUUGAAUCAGUCAGCAUUUCCUGAAAGGAAUGAUAUGCCCAAUCGGGCUUUUAGCAAAGUGGAACUUACUCGUCAGGGCAAUUUAAGUGCUGAGCAAUCUAGAACAGAGUUCUUUCAGAAGAAAGGUUUCAGUGGCGAGUUAGGUUCACAAAAGGUAAAUAGCAAGAGACGGAGGACAAGGGAUCCAGAAUCAAGUGAAAGUUGUGACACUGAUAGCAGCAUUGACACUGAAGAAGAUAUGCUAGUUGAUGAAGAUGGUGAGUUUAAGGCAAGAGUGAAUUCAGGAUGCUAUGGAGAGUGCCCAAGGAGAUCUGGUCGGCAUAAGCAGCAGGUUUCUUAUAAGGAAAAUUUGAGUGAAGAUGAAGACUUUGUGACCCAAUCAAAGAAGGCCAAGGGGAGUGGAUCAUCCUAUGCCAGUGAAGAGCUGUGCAGAAAUGGAUUGAAGCACAGUUUCUUUCAAACAAAUAAGCAUUCUGGACUAGCUUCUGGUGUGAAAGAUCUGAAUGAGGAGAAACAAAAGAAAGGUCCAGAGAGCUUUCCAAUGAAGGACAUCAAGGAUGUAAAGGAAAAAGUAAAAGCAGAAGAAAAUGGGUGUAAGAAAAGUUCUGAGGCUCAUGGCAAUUUUGCAACAGAUUCAAGCUCCAAAUCCACAUCAGAUCCAGAGUUCUAUGAGUAUCCUGACCCAGAUUUCAGUGACUUUGAUGAGGGCCGGAAUGAAGGGUGUUUUUCAAUAGGACAGAUCUGGGCUGUUUAUGAUACCUUUGAUGCCAUGCCUAGGUUUUAUGCUCGAAUUAGGAAAGUUUUCUCUCCUGAGUUCAAACUGCGCAUAACCUGGCUGGAGCCAGACCCAGAUGAUGAAGAUGAAAUUGCAUGGGCCAAUGAGGGCUGGCCAACUCCUUGUGGUACGUUCAGAAAUGGACACUCUGAAAAUACUGAAUACCGUCUUAUGUUCUCCCAUAUGGUUAACUGGGAAAAAGGUAGCCAAAGGGACACUUAUAAGAUAUUUCCAAGAAAAGGGGAAACUUGGGCUGUCUUCAAGAACUGGGAUAUUAAAUGGAAGUCUGAUGCAGACCCUAGCAGGAAGUUUGAAUAUGAAUUUGUUGAAAUCUUGUCAGAAUAUACUGAGGAUGGCGGUGCAUGUGUUGCGUAUUUAGGCAAGUUGAAGGGCUUUGCAUGUCUUUUCUGUCGAACUAGCAAGAAAGGAAAUGACACAUUUCAAAUUCCUCCUGAUGAAUUAUUCCGCUUUUCCCACAUGAUUCCAUCAUUUAAAUUGACUGGCAAGGAAGGAGAAGGUGUUCCAAAGGGAUCUUUUGAACUUGAUCCAGCUUCUUUGCCCAAAAAUAUCGAAGAAAUUGUUGUCCCUGAAUAUAUGGUGGUUGACACUGGUAAUAGUUGUCCCAGUGAUUCGUGUACAGGAUCUUCAGAUGAAGUGAAACUGGAAGUGGAGCCUGAAGCAAGCACUUCUAUGCACCUGGCUGAUCUGAAGGGUGCUCAUCUAGAACCUGAAGUUGCCAAUGUCAAUGAGGAUCGUAGUACUCCCCCAGAUUCAACCCUGGAACCUAUUGAAAUUCCGGAAGCAGAGUUCUUCAACUUUGAAGCUGAGAAGUCCAUUGGAAAGUUUGAGGUUGGUCAGCUCUGGUCAUUGUACAGCAACGAGGAUGGCUUGCCGAAGUGCUAUGCUCAGAUCACAAAAAUUGCUUCUGGCCAGGAUUUCAAAUUGCAGCUUAGGUGGCUUGUUCCAUGUGCACUGCGUAAUGAUGUGAUUCAAUGGCAUGAUAAGGGUAUGCCUAUUUCUUGUGGAAGAUUUAGGACUCAAAAGGGUGAAUCACAAUCUUAUCCUUCUGCUAAAUUCUCUCAUAAAUUAAGUAUAGUACCUGCUGGCAAGAAAAAUGAAUAUAUCAUUUUGCCUAGAAAAGGUCAGGUUUGGGCAUUGUAUAAGAACUGGUCUGCUGAAAUUAAAUCUUCUGACUUGGGAAAAUGUGAAUAUGAGAUUGUGGAAGUCCUCGAGGAAAAUGACUUGGGGAUCAAAGUUUCCUUUUUGGAACAAGUUGAUGGUUUUAUCUCAGUUUUCAAGGCUCAGUUAAAGGAAGGAUCAGCUGUUACAAUGGAGGUUCUUCAUGUUGAGCUGCUUAGAUUCUCCUAUCGGAUCCCUGCUUUUCAACUAACAGAAGAGAGGGAUGGCAGCCUAAGAGGCUUCUGGGAACUUGACCCUUCAGCCCUACCAGGUUAUUAUUUUGCUAUGAAGUGACAUGGCAGGUUUAUUCUAAUGCCCAUCUUUUUGCUGUUGAACUUUAUAGUAUCAACCAGAGUGGGCAUGUUUCGUGAAUGCUGAUUUAGAAACAGAUUUUGAUUCCCAGUUACUGCAACGGUGCGUAGAUGCUAAGCCUGUUCUCGGUUACAUCAUCGCAUCAUCUGUGCUCUGGAGUUGCCUUUGGAAGUUGGAUUUGUUCAUUUUUGUUUCCGAUGGUAUGCAGUUCUAUUUCAUUUGACAUUUUCUUGUAAAAUCUCGUCUUCUAAGAUACUUAUAUUAGCUCUUUUCUUUUUUUUUUUUUUUUUUUUUUUUUUUAUAGAGAUGAAAUGCAAGCGGACCCACUUUCUUUUUAUUUAUUUAAAUAGUUUUAUUUUAGGGGAAUUAUGGUGGGCGAAGUUCAGCUCUAUCAUUUGUGAAAUUGCAAAUGCAUUGGUGGGCGAAGUAGCUCUUAUGA
Molecule: messenger RNA, 3701 nt
Organism: Hevea brasiliensis (rubber tree)
Lineage: Eukaryota; Viridiplantae; Streptophyta; Magnoliopsida; Malpighiales; Euphorbiaceae
Exons: 2
Coding region: 326-3244 (972 amino acids)
Source: RefSeq, a predicted model, not a curated record